Molecule: messenger RNA, 764 nt
Organism: Sardina pilchardus (European sardine)
Lineage: Eukaryota; Metazoa; Chordata; Actinopteri; Clupeiformes; Clupeidae
Exons: 6
Coding region: 121-690 (189 amino acids)
Source: RefSeq, a predicted model, not a curated record
UCUAGAAUCUUUGGUCAACACAGUGCAGUCAGUGGACUGUGCACAGUGCACGCAACGGUGUGUGAAAUAACUGCCGUUAAUCAUUUUAUAAGUUAACUUUACUGGAAACAAGAGGCGAAAAUGGGAAUUUCCGUAUCAUACCCCCUGGUCAAUGAGCCAGAGAGCUACGUGGAUCCCGACUUCGAUGAAGAGUCUGAUGCAAUGGACUUUGGAAAGCAGUUACAUGAAAUCACUUUGUCCUUCUGUUAUGAUAUGGUUGAACACAGAAUCCGGUCAAUCAAAGAGGAGGCCAAGUUUCAGAGGAUGGGCAGCUUUGUUGAGGGUUGGAAACAGCAGUAUCCUGGUUGGACGACUGAUGACUUGUUGAACCUCAGACAUCAGUUUGAGUUCUUUGACAUUCUUGGUGACAGACUGCUCAACUUUACAGAAUUCUGUGCAGCUCUGGAUCUGGUGAAUUACAGUGAAUCAGAGGAGGAGCGCAGGGCCCUUUUUGACAGAGCUGCCGUUCAGAAGUACAACACCCUCAACUUCGCAGAAUAUCUCCAGAUUAUGUAUGAUAUUAAGAAGGGCAUGCCUAUUGUCAGACCCCCAGUAAAGGAGGAGGAAAAAGAUCAAAUGGACGUGCAAGAACUUGUCAAUGAAGUGGCACAUUUGGACCCCUUUCGCCAAAUGUGUUAUGGUGUUUUCUAAGUUUCUCUAAUGGAGAAUUUUAAAUGACAAAUAUUUGCAGUUUAAAAGAAUUUAAUCAAAUAAAAAAAUAUAUA